Penicillium argentinense is the source of this 1662-nucleotide messenger RNA. RefSeq names its product putative prenylcysteine lyase. The transcript has 2 exons. Bases 1 to 1662 code for a protein of 553 amino acids. NCBI's taxonomy places the organism in Eukaryota, Fungi, Ascomycota, Eurotiomycetes, Eurotiales, Aspergillaceae. The record is from RefSeq and is a predicted model, not a curated record. Gene Ontology annotation, biological process: prenylated protein catabolic process; prenylcysteine catabolic process. Gene Ontology annotation, molecular function: prenylcysteine oxidase activity.
AUGGUUUAUAAAUUGGACCAAUCCUAUCUAUGGCUUCUCUUUACAUUCAUUCUGCUCGCUUCUAUCGGUGAUGCGGCCCAGCAGCAGCCGCUGAAGCAAGUUAUAGAUGCCGUCCCGAAGCGGGUCGCUAUCAUCGGAGCUGGGGCAGGAGGCUCCUUCGCCGCAUACGAGCUGCGUAAGCUUGCGGAUGAGGCUGGGAUCCCUCUCGACGUCACCGUGUUUGAGCGCGCCUCGUAUAUCGGGGGCCGCUCAACUACAGUCGACGUAUUUGACAACCCAGCCUAUCCAAUCGAACUAGGCGCUUCCAUAUUCGUUCAGGUCAAUCAUAACCUCGUGAAUGCAUCGCGCGACCUUGGUCUCAAUGUCCGCAGUGCUGAUUAUGCGCGACCUCGGGAAUCCGCUGAAUCCAUCGGUAUUUGGGAUGGAACGCAAUUUGUUUUCUCUAUCAAAAAUAACUACAGCUGGUGGAAUAUUGGCCGGCUUUUCUGGAAAUAUGGCCUGGCUCCACUCUAUGCCCAGAAAUUGAUGGAGAAUAUCGUGGGCAAAUUCCUCCGCCUAUACGAGGCCCCAAUUUUCCCAUUUCAAUCACUCACCGAAGCCGCAGCCGAGGUUGAUUUGCUGAAUGUUACGUCUACACCAGGGGACAUAUUCAUCAACGAUAAUGGGAUUGGAGAAUCAUUCGCUCGCGAGAUUAUUCAGGCGAGCACCCGCGUGAACUAUGGCCAGAACCUGCCGCUUAUCCACGGUCUGGAAUCAAUGGUCUGUUUGGCCACCGAUGGGGCCGUCUCUAUUGAUGGUGGAAAUUGGCAAAUAUUCGACGGAGCAGUGAGAGUUUCCCAAGCCGAAGUGAAAUUGAAUACAACCGUUACUGCCAUCGCUCGAAAUGACGACGGUGUCGUGCGCAUUACCUCGCAUCCGACGGGGGACCUUGAUUCUGCUCGGUCAUCCGAAGAAACAGAAUUUGACGAAGUCAUCAUUGCCGGUCCGUUGCAGUACUCGGGUAUUUCAAUUUCUCCUCCGUUGGAACAUAUACCAGAUGACAUUCCAUACGUCAAGCUGCAUGUCACUCUCUUUUCCACCCCGCAUCGCAUCUCGCCAGCCUAUUUUGGUCUCCAUGGUAAGGAUGAUAGUGUUCCAGAGGCAGUCUUGACGACCCUCCCAGAGCACGAAAAGCUCGGUAGAAAUCCUAAGGGUGUGGGGCCGGCUGGUUUCUGGAGUAUUAGUACACUGCGGUCGGUUACUCGGACCAUUGUGAAGGAUGGCGAAGAGCACCAAGAAGAACACUAUGUCUACAAGAUCUUCUCGCCGGAGCAGCCAACGGCCGAAUUCAUCGCGGAGGCCUUCGAUAUCGAAUACAACAAAAGCUCAAUGGUUGUCCCGCACAGCAACACGAGCAUUGCUGAUCUCCCCAGGAAUGAAAUCAGCUGGUUCCACGAGAAGGUCUGGCAUCCGUACCCGCUUCUGUACCCGCGCGUGACCUUCGAAGAAAUUCUCCUGGCCCCGGGCAUAUGGUAUACGAGCGGCAUUGAGAGUUUUAUCUCUACUAUGGAGACCAGUGCUCUGAUGGGUCGGAAUGUGGCUGCGCUUAUGAUGCAGUCAUGGAAUAAACAAAGUGGUCAGAGUUUCGAUAACACGAAGACAACUACGAAAACUGAGCUAUGA